Aspergillus caelatus is the source of this 1410-nucleotide messenger RNA. RefSeq lists its product as uncharacterized. NCBI's taxonomy places the organism in Eukaryota, Fungi, Ascomycota, Eurotiomycetes, Eurotiales, Aspergillaceae. The record is from RefSeq and is a predicted model, not a curated record. Bases 1 to 1410 code for a protein of 469 amino acids. Gene Ontology annotation, molecular function: metal ion binding; ATP binding. The transcript is spliced from 2 exons.
AUGCCACGCACUACCUUCAGCAACCUCCCAAAGUGGCUAAUAUCUCAAUACAAUCCUACACGUUCAGUUACUUCCCUUUCUCCUGAAAUACCUCCUUUACCUUCAGUAAACCUCGAUAUCACUCUGGCCGGCCUCUUUCGUGAACACGGCAUUGCCGACCCAAUCGUCAUAGACAUAUACAAUGGCUACACCCACUUCGAUGUCCACCCUCAAAUCCUUCGUGAAACUAUCUAUACGCAGGAUGAAGAUGUCGGUUUGCCUGAUAACAGCAUUGAGGCACUGGAACGAUUCCGAAAUUUGGCUCUUACCUAUAAAACGGUCAAAUUCUUGUUAGCUUUGGGGCCAGUUGAUGUGUUUCUGUACUCUCCAGUCAAUGCUCCGGCCCAGAUUGAGCGAAUUUUGUCACCACUCCCAGUGCAUCAACGACCACAAGUGCAUUAUAUUGAUUUGAACCAGCAAGACAUACAAGAGCAAUUAGAACAAGUCACCCAUGGGAAAAAGCUAUGGUACUAUCGACCGAAGUCGUAUAUGUUGCAACAAGACACUCUUGUCAGUCCUGAUUUUGCGUACACGAUCAACGACAAACGCUUCCUUCUACACCCAAGCAUCCCGACGCCAGACCUAGAGAUGGUCAGCUUGCAAAGUGAGGACCUAAGCACCUCUGUCUUUACCACUCGGCCUUUGCCGUUUGUAGUGAAGCUUCGACGUUGCAGCGGGAGCCAAGGGACGUGGGUUGUCACUAGCGAAGACGAGAGAGAGAUCAUGCUCGCUGCCAUGAAACAGUACAGAUCUCGUGGGGUGCCCGAAGUCCAGAUAUCAGAGUUCAUACAUUCCACGCAACCUCAUUAUUCUGUGAACUUUUUUAUUGGUGCGCCUGGUCCAUCUAAUGAAAGUGCAGUUGUCACUUUCCUCGGCGCCACCGAGCAGGUCUUUUCCAUAACCGGACGCUGGGCUGGUGGAAUAAUUGAUUAUCAGUCGCAGGAAAGUAUCAAAGAGAGGCUGAUGGGUACGAUAAAUGCAGUGGCAAGCACCAUGAUAGGGUCUUAUGUAGGCUGGGUGGGAAUUGAUGUCAUAAUCCAUGAGCGCAAUAAUCGGACAGUGGUGGUUGAUCUGAAUGCGCGAUUAACAGGUGGCUUCGUUUUAUGUUUGCUUUCAGGUCAUUUCAUGGAGGAAAGGGGCUUACCAUUUGCCCAGGCCAAGGGCUUUCACUAUGAGGGUCAACCGGCAGAUGUUUAUACUCGUCUGGCCACGUUUAUUAGGACGGGACAAGUUACCGUGGCUGCGGUUACGGAGACUCUUCCCAAUAACUGUACAACCCAACUGAUAUUCGGUGGGCGGAACCGAGAAGAGCUUGCUGAUAUGAAAGGUAUCAUUCAAGAGACAUUGAACCGCCGUCCGGAUAUUUCUUAG